Messenger RNA from Penaeus chinensis, 1925 nucleotides. RefSeq names its product collagen alpha-1(XXIII) chain-like. The transcript is spliced from 11 exons. The coding region runs from base 267 to 1925 and encodes 552 amino acids. Lineage: Eukaryota; Metazoa; Arthropoda; Malacostraca; Decapoda; Penaeidae. The record is from RefSeq and is a predicted model, not a curated record.
AGAGAGUCAGGACUCAGUUGCACCUCAGACGUGGAGACGUGAGGACGCUCGCCUCUGUGCUUGUGUGGCCCGACAGCCGUGCCUGAACUCGGUGACGCUGAGACCGACUUUCCAUGACAAAGCGCAAACAUUUUCAGGAAUAAUUGUGACGGAAAGAAUUUUCAAAGGCAAGCCCAAGGGAAAGAUAAUGUAGUGGCCAUAGAAGCGAGUGAGAAAAAAAGAAGCGGCAUCUUCAGGAGCGAGUGACAGAUAGAGUCUAAGACGCCAUGAAGGAGGAGGAACUGCUGCCCCGGGAGACGCCGACGAAGGAGGGCGUCCUGGGCAUCCGGGGGCGGCCCCUCCUGCUGCCCAUGCUCUCCGCCUUCCUGUGCCUCCUCGUGCUCGCCCAGGCCGCCUCCUUCUUCUUCCUGUUCGGCCGAGUGGAGGAGGUGCGCGGGCGGGCGGAGGCGGUGGAGGCGACGGGCAAGAGCAGACACGCCUACCUCUCACGGGAGCUGGUGGCGCUGAAGGAGCAACUACGAGCCGUCCGGAGCCAACACACAGUCCCCGCCCCUCCGCACCCGCCGCCCACCAGCACCGCCAGGUCCGACGCCCACCGCGGCUCCCACGCCCACCACAAGCCCGGCCACACGCCCGACGGGAGGCCCAGCGGCCACAGGAGGGCCAAGCGAAGGGCGUCGGACCCCUCCUAUGGCGUGAACGGCGAGGUGGGCGAGGCGGACGGCGAGAGCGGGGAGCUCAGCGUGAAGCCUCUCGGCGAAGGAAGCGACAACAGGAGCGGCCUCGACGAGUCCUGGCUGCAGCUCACGUCCUACUCCAGAAUUCCGUACAACACCAUCCAGGAGUUCUGCAGCAGGACGCGAGCCUCGUGCCCUCCAGGCCCCGACGGACCAGAGGGGCCCCCCGGCGAGCCCGGCAGCGACGGCGAGCGGGGCGACCGCGGCCUUCCAGGCCUUGCAGGACCCAUGGGGCCACGGGGGGAGAGGGGCUUCCCCGGGAACCCAGGCAUCACAGGGCCCAAGGGCGAGAAAGGAGACAAAGGUAGACCAGGAAUGGACGGCCGGGAUGGGCUUCCAGGCGAGCCGGGUCUGGAUGGAAUCCCGGGAAGGAAUGGGCUCAACGGCAUCCCGGGGGUAGAUGGUAUCCCUGGCAGGAACGGCGAGAAGGGCUACAGUGGGAGGGACGGAAUUGACGGAAUUCCCGGAGGAAAGGGCGACAAAGGCCCACCGGGACAUCCAGGUACCCGAGGUAUUCCUGGACCCCGAGGACGAUCAGGCAACUCAGGUGAAAAAGGUGAAGCGGGGGUUCCUGGUUUGAGCACCUGGCUUAUCAACGGUACCGAAGUUGAGAAGCUUCUUAUUCCACCAGAAAUACCAGGGUCGACCCGCAAGAAGCCCAGACGUCGUAAGACUAUCAUCGUUCGCGAGGGAGACAACCUGCGCAUGCGCUGUAACCCGACGGGAGAACCUCGGCCGCAGGUGGAGUGGAGCAGGGAGGACGGGGGGGUCAUUCCCACGGGCCAGUGGAAGGACAGCGGUCUUAACAGCCGGAUCCUGAAUUUAACGCACGUCCGCCGAGACCACACCGGAACCUACCUCUGCCAGGCUUACAACGGGGUGCCGCCCUCCGAUUACAAGAGUUUCAAGGUAGAAGUUCACUUUGAACCGUACCUGCGCAUUAGGCAGUGGAAGGUCGGGACUUACAACGGCUCAAAUGCCAGGCUCGAGUGCGAGGUCCAGGCCUUCCCACAGCCGGUGACCUACUGGGAGGACCAACACGGGCAUAUCCUCGACAACUCAAGCAAAUACUCCGUUGCUUAUCAUCCGAAUCCGAAUAUUUUGUGGAAGGUAAGUUCACGAAGACCACGUGUUUCGAGGCGCUUAUACCCGAGGUCAGCCAAGGUCAACGCUCACAGUUCCACGUGA